GAGCAUAGUGAACUAAGAACUAUGGGGGACUGUUCUUUUCCCGAGUCUGAACUGGUACUUGUCCAAGACUCUGUUCAAGAUGAAAAGGCCAUUUGUUCAGAUGGACCAUGUUGUCAAAAUGCUGGUUUAAAGAUGCAAAAUAGACUACUUGCUGGGAGUUCGUGUCAUGCAGAAGUACAGAAACCAGUUAAUACUUCGGCUUCCGACAUUUCAGCUACUUCUAUUGUUCAAAGAAAUCUAAUCAAUGAGCGAGAAAAGCUUAAGGAGACUGAUGAAUUCAAGCAAGCAGUGGAAGAAGAAUGGGCGGCCAGGAAGCUACAGAUAAAAGUUCAGGCAGAAGAGGCUCAGAGAUUGCGGCAGAUAAAAAAAGCAGAAAGUUUUGGUGUAUCAGAUAUGCUGAAACCACAAAGAGAUAUUAUCACUGAACGGGAGAGGCUUAAGGAGACUGAUGAAUUCAAGCGAGCAGUGAAGGAAGAAUGGGCAGCUAGGCAGCUACAAGUGAAAAUUCAGGCAGAAGAGGCCCAAAAAUUGAGGAAUAGAAAAAAAGCAGAAACUUCGCGUAAUUUAGAUAUGCUGAAACGGCUAAAGCAGCGUCUAGAAGAAGUAAGAGAGACACAAAGAAAGGUGCAGAUCAAAACUGAUUUAGGGUCUGAUUAUGAGAGAACUAAUGUUCAAAAUGAAGAUGCUUCUUUAGGCAGGCGUAGUAAUCCCGUGGACAAAGAUGAAAUGCUCACUGCAGAAACAUUUCCCUCUGCCACUUUGUCGGAUGGGCCAAGUUGUCAAAAUAUUGGUUUAAAGAUGAAAGAUACACUGUUUUCUGGCAGUUCGUGUCACGCAGAAGGACAAAAACCAGUUAAUAGUUCGUUUUCCAACGUCCCAACUAGAGAUGUUGGGAAUCCAUUGUAUGCAAUCAAUGAUCGAGAAAAGCUUAAGGAGACUGAUGAAUUCAAGCAAGCAGUGGAAGAAGAAUGGAAGGCCAAGCAGGUACAGAUAAAAAUUCAGGCAGAAGAGGCUUGGAGAUUACGGCAGAUAAAAGGAGAAGAAAGUUCACGUGUUUCAGAUAUAAUCACUGAGCGAGAGAUGCUUAAGGAGACUGAUGAAUUUAAGCGAGCAUUCGAAGAAGAAUGGGCAGCUAGGCAGCUACAACUGAAAGUUCAGGCAGAAGAGUCCCAAAGGUUGCGAAAGAGAAGAAAAGCAGAAACUUCGCGUAAUUUAGAUAUGCAGAAACGGAAAAAGCAGCGUUUAGAAGAAGUAAGAGAGACACAAAGGAAGGAUGAAGAAAAUUUGAACUUGAAAGAGAACUUUUGUGUUGAGGUAAGGAAGGAACUUUACCAACUGGAAAAUACAUGCAUUGAUAUGGCUUCAUUACUUAAUGGCUUGGGUAUCCAUGUAGGAAGUGGAUACCCUCCCACGCCGCAAGAGGUGAACGCUGCUUAUAAACGAGCCUUGCUGAAAUUUCAUCCUGACCGAGCAUCAAGAACUGACAUUCGUCAACAGGUUGAAGCUGAGGAAAAAUUUAAGCUUAUUUCUCGUAUGAAGGAGAAGUUCUUUUCUGCUCCAUGUGGUUGAGUGCUAACAAAAGGUUAAUAUAUAUACCAUUUUUUGGCUCAUAGUGGUCGAAACUUCUUCCAGUGAUCUCGUCUACAUUUAAUAUUGUAGAAAUUUUGUUGUAUAUAUAUCUACAGAAGACACAAUUUUAGGCCUUAUUUAUUGAGCUCUUAUAUUUUAACUUCACUGUACCAAACUUUUUACAUUAAUUAGUAUUGCAUCAAGUCCUUUCAAAGGCAAUCUUGAUCUUCAAAAUCUCAUUUUACAAUGGUUGAAGCAUGAUUUGAAGUCCAUAUUGUGGGCAUAUGGUGAGAGCGUCCACCGGUGAAUGAACAUACUUAGGUGACAGAGUAAACCUGUAGUGCUGCAGAAUCAUGGAGAGUAUAAUCUUCAUUUCUAUAGUUGCAAAAUUUGAGCCAACACAAAUUCGAGGCCCUCCACCAAAUGGAAAAAAUGCCCCAACGCUAUUUUCGGUUGCUUUAGCAACACCAUCUGCAAAUCUUUCGGGUUUAAAUAAGUGAACAUCUUCUCCCCAUAGACAUGGGUUGUUGUGAAUUGCAAGAAUGGGAAGACAGAUGUACAUCUUUUCUGGCACAAUGAGCUUCCCCAGUCUGACUUCCUUUUGGACUUCCCUUACGAUAUUGAAACCAGCAGGAUAUAGCCGUAAGGAUUCGUUAAUAAUCAUGCUCAUCUACACAGUUUUCAAUCUUCGGAUACCAUCUGGACUAGGAUUCCCUCUACCAAAUAAUUGAAGGACCUCUUCUCUAGCUCUUUCCUGCCAGGUCGGAUGGAUUGCUAGAAAGAGAACAGUCCAGGUGAGUGAGCUUGAUGUUGUUUGUUUUCCAGCAACAUAAAAGCUCUUACACUCGUCAAUAAUGUCAUCUACUGAUAUUUUGUUUGUUCUGUCAUUAUCAUGAUAAGCCUUUAGAAGUACUCCGAAAAAAUCAAACCCAUAAGCAUCUUCGUUACCCGUUAACAGCUCCUCUUCUCUUUUCCUGAUCAUCUUUAAGAUAGAUUCCCGUAUGCCUUUCUCAAGUUCCUCUGAUUCAGAAUCAUCCCGAGUUUUCAGCAACUUCCUGAUAAAACAGGAACUAUUACUCUUUUUUAAGUUGCUUAAAGUAUUCUUCGAUUAUAGUACGGAAAGAAACUUACUUAAUCCCAGGAAUUCCAACUUUAUAAUUGUUUCUAGAGACUAUGCUACCCAUUCUUGCAAGCAUAUCAAAUAUGUUCUUUCCCUCCAGGUAACUGCUUCCGAAAGCUGUCCGGGAAAUUAUCUCCGAAGUUAGAACUCUGAAUUCUUGGUGCAUCUCAAUCUCCUUUACUUCAUCCCUUCUCCAUCUCUCCAGCAUAGUCUCUGCACUUGCAAGCAUCGCCGGUAUCAUACCCUAAAAAAACAAUAAAUAUCUGGGGUCAAUUUAAGGAAAUUCAUGGGAAACUUCAAAAUAAAAGAAUCUGUAAGAAGGCCCUCUUAUCCCUUGUGCUCUCAUGGAAGAUUGGAUGCGAAUCGGAGUCCAUAAUACUUUGUUGAGAAAUUUGAUGAGAUUUAUGAGGAAAUAUAAGCAGAGACAACAAGAAAGGUGAUAUCAGAGCCGACCUCGUGCUAUUUUAUGGAGCCGGAUCUGGAGGAUAAGGUAGCGUCAAUGAACCAACCUAAAUGCGGUUUGAUCCUGAAGCCAUUUGCAACGCUGUUUUUAAGGGGAAGUUAUUGUCACAUUCCAUAAAAAAUGUGGGGAUGGAUAAAUUGAUUUAUAUAGUUUAAUGAUUAACAACCAAAUUAAAUUGAGUUAAUUAUUUAGAUAUGAAAGUUAAGUGAGUGAUUGGGAUUGUUAUAUAGCAAAACUUAAAUUUUUUUUUACGCCUGCCCUAGUUCUUACUACUAAAAUUAAACCACAGUAGGUAAACAAUCAGGGGAUGAAGAGUCAAUAGUAGUUAAAAGCAAGCUAGGGAUCAGAAACUAGAUUCCAGGAUUUGGUUGUAUAUGAAGUAACUGUAUAUUGGUGUUUUUUCCUUUGAAAGUUAGGUUUAAUAUUAAAACAAUUAAGUAUUACCAUGAGCUACUAAAUUAGUGUUACUCACCAAAUCAUUGUUUUAAUAUUUUUGAGACACUCCGUCUUUUUGAAUAUCUACAAGUUCAUCUAUAAAGUAUCUAAUGUAUCCAGCUGUUAGAAUCAUUUUGCUGUCUUAAAUUAUAAGAAACACUUGAUAGAUAUGAUAUAUCUACCCUUGAUAAACUUUCAUGUGCUCAAUGGUAUUUAUUAUAUCAUUGUUAUCUUAGGUAUCCUCGUACUAAACAUGAUAUCAAUUACAUCCCUUAUUUUGUAGUAAUUUGUAGUUGUUGAAUUAAUAAACUAUUUUUUGAAA
Molecule: messenger RNA, 3909 nt
Organism: Mercurialis annua (annual mercury)
Lineage: Eukaryota; Viridiplantae; Streptophyta; Magnoliopsida; Malpighiales; Euphorbiaceae
Exons: 10
Coding region: 22-1569 (515 amino acids)
Source: RefSeq, a predicted model, not a curated record